Dioscorea cayenensis subsp. rotundata (Guinea yam) is the source of this 1377-nucleotide messenger RNA. Its product is annotated as eukaryotic translation initiation factor 3 subunit L-like. Gene Ontology annotation, biological process: translational initiation. Gene Ontology annotation, cellular component: cytoplasm; eukaryotic translation initiation factor 3 complex. The coding region runs from base 46 to 1377 and encodes 443 amino acids. The record is from RefSeq and is a predicted model, not a curated record. The transcript is spliced from 4 exons. Gene Ontology annotation, molecular function: translation initiation factor activity. Lineage: Eukaryota; Viridiplantae; Streptophyta; Magnoliopsida; Dioscoreales; Dioscoreaceae.
CUUUCUCUUCACUUUGGAUCUCCCGAACCCUAGAAAGCUUCAGCCAUGGCGUCCUCGUACGACUACGAAGACGACUCCUCCUCACGCUAUGCCGCCUCGGACGCCGGUUACGAUCCCUCCUUCGUCCCCGAUUCCGUCAAAACCUUCGUUGCCCACCUUUAUCGCCACAUCCGCGAGAAGAACGUCUACGAGAUCCACCAGAUGUACGAGGGUGGCUUCCACCGUCUCAGCGAUCGCAUGUUCCGCGACACUCCUUGGCCUCCCGUCGAGGCCAUCGCUCCCUUUGUCGACAAUGACCAUGUCUUCUGCCUACUCUACCGUGAGAUGUGGUUUCGUCAUCUCUAUGCUCGCCUCUCCCCUACUGCCCGCCAGCGGGUUGAAUCCUGGGACAAUUACUGUAGUCUCUUCGGCGUUGUUCUCCAUGGGGUUGUGAAUAUGCAGCUGCCGAACCAGUGGUUGUGGGAUAUGGUGGAUGAGUUCGUGUAUCAGUUCCAAUCUUAUUGUCAGUAUAGAGCGAAGCUUAUGAACAAGACAGAGGAGGAACUCCAGUUGUUGAGACAGAAUGAUCAGGCCUGGAAUGUGUAUGGUGUGCUCAAUUACUUGCAAGCCCUUGUCGAGAAAUCUAUGAUCAUCCAGAUCUUGGAACGUGAGAAGGAGGGUCUUGAACAGUUCACUUCUACUGAUGGAUAUGAUUAUGAAGGAGGAAGCAAUGUUCUGAAAAUGCUUGGUUAUUACAGCAUGAUUGGGUUACUAAGGGUUCACUGUCUUCUGGGGGAUUAUCACACUGGCUUGAAGUGUUUAUCACCGAUUGACAUUAGUCAGCAAGGUGUUUACACUAUUGUGAUUGGAAGCCAUAUUAGUGCCAUAUAUCAUUAUGGGUUUGCAAACCUAAUGUUGAGGAGGUAUGUUGAUGCAACUCGAGAGUUUAAUAAGAUCCUGCUGUAUAUAUUGAAGUUCAAACAGUAUCAUGAGAAGUCUCCUCAGUUUGAUCAGAUCCUGAAAAAGAAUGAACAGAUGUAUGCAUUGCUGGCUAUUUGUCUUUCUUUAUGCCCACAAACAAAACUAAUUGAGGAGAAGGUGAGUGCCCAAUUGAAGGAGAAAUAUGGUGAUAAGAUGCUGAGAAUGCAAAGAUAUGAUGAUGAAGCAUAUGCUGUGUAUGAUGAGCUUUUCUCAUAUGCAUGCCCCAAAUUUAUUACCCCGUCAGCUCCUCUUCUGGAAGAGCCUCUUAUAAACCGCAAUCAGGAUGCUUACAGGCUGCAAUUGAAAUUGUUCCUCUUAGAAGUGAAGCAACAACAAUUGCUUUCUGGACUGCUGGAGUUACUUGAAGCUGUACUCAACCAUAUCAAUUGGGAAACUUUGCAGCAUAUAUGGAAUUAG